GACUGUAUUAUAUCUACAGUUUUUCUUAUAUAACAUUUUCUAUUUCUUUUAAUAAAUUUAGAAAAGGAUAUCUAUACGUAGCAACUGCCAAGUGAUGAGAUCCGGAAAUUGGUAUUGCAUAUAUUACGUAUUUUACGUUAUACAACGUACGCACUGCUGGAUAGAUGGUUGACGUUCGAUGCAUUAGAAAACUUUUUCAAAUAUAUUUUAUUGAAAUUAGAAAAUAAGAAAUUUAUAGAGCAAUAAAAAAUACACGUUAAAUUAGAGUAAAAUUUUAACAUACGUUUAAACAUUUAAUUAAUAUCAUAAAUAUCAUUAUUUCGAUGUUACUGCUUCUUUAUUAUUAGUAGUUGUUAUUUUAUUAGUUGUUAUUGUUUCCUAGCUUUACUUUAGUACUAUAUCUAUUUUGAUUUAAAGGUAUCCACGCAAUUAAUAUACUUCUGUAAACAUAUUUCUAUCGCGAUCAUAUCUAUUUUUAAAGCUAUUCACUAUCUUUCGCCCAUAGUUAUGCGACUUCAGCGACAAUAUGGACAAUAUACGAACUACAAACCCCCACUACGCGCCUAUUUUAUCGAUGUAUAAGAUUCUAUAGGUUACGCUUUUCUCUCGUAUAACCUAACAAUCGAAAUUCUCUAACAGAAAUUUUUGUAUCUAGUAAAAAUAGUAAUACAUCUGACAAAAGCGAUAAAAAACCAAAUACCAGAUUAUACUUCCUUAAAAUUAGUUGAAAUUAAAUAUUUAAUCUUAGACGUUUGAAAAGAGAGAACUUGGAUGCUUCCUCGUCGGAAUUCUAAAGAAGACUGGAUCGAUAAAUAUCAAAGUCAGCCGAAUUAAUUGUUUACCGUCAGAUGUGCGGAAAGAUACUUCCUGUUUGUAUCAAUGUGUUUCCGUUAUAUAUCAGUACUUCAGUAAGAAUAGCGACGUCUAGCGACAAAUCAUAGAUUUAGUACUACGUACUUCCAAAAAUGUUAGACGUAAAUGAAAAAAAGAAAAAGCAAAAUAAACGAAAAAGUAUUACUUUAGUAUUUGACGAGAAUAAAAGACGACAAUUUUUAGGAGGUUUUCAUAAGCGCAAAGUCCAACGACAAAAAAGAGCUCAAGAGGAAUUACAAAAGCAACUGAAAGAAGAAAAAAAAAGAAUAAAACAAGAUGCACGUGAACGUUACAAAAAAUUGUUAUCAAACCGUGAUGUACCAGAACUUGAGAAAUUAUUGUCAGAACAAGAAUUUGAAACAGAAAAUCACAGAGUUAGCAUUUUAGAAAUGGAUAUCGAUUCAUUAUAUGAAAAAAAUAAAUGUAUUGGAAUAAACAAAGUAAUUGACAAUAAAAAAGAAUCUGAAAAGGAAGAAAAUAUGGAAAUUGAUGAGAAAUCUACAGCAGAAAUUUCGAUACAGGGAAUGGAAGGAAAAAAUAUUGAAUCAGCAAAGGAUUUAAAACGAGCCAUUAAACAAGCUGCAUUAAAAGAAGUGAAAAAAAGUAAAGCAUUUCAACAAAAAAACAGAUUAGAACAUAACAAGAACAAAAGGCAAAGCAUUAAAAAAAAGAAAAAACAACAAAAAAUAUUAAAAAAACGAGAAGGGAAAUUUAAAAAAAAAGUGAAGCAUUAAUAUUUUUACUGUUGUGUACUUUAUUUUUUUUU
This is a messenger RNA of Vespula pensylvanica (western yellowjacket), 1639 nucleotides long. RefSeq names its product nucleolar protein 12 (gene vito). NCBI's taxonomy places the organism in Eukaryota, Metazoa, Arthropoda, Insecta, Hymenoptera, Vespidae. The record is from RefSeq and is a predicted model, not a curated record. The transcript is spliced from 4 exons. Gene Ontology annotation, molecular function: RNA binding. Bases 966 to 1607 code for a protein of 213 amino acids. Gene Ontology annotation, cellular component: nucleolus.